AUGUUUGCAUUCACAGCAUUAAAGACUCUGGCUCGUCGAGUGCUUCCGGUGAGUCGGGCUGUCUCGUUCUCCAAACCCCUUUUUUCAGCAUCUCAAAUGGCCGCCCCAAGGUUGUUUUCCACUACACCUGCCGUCUUCAAAACUAAUACAUCCACAAGAACAAAGGAAAACGUUCAUGAUUUGGAAACUUUCCUCAAAUUGAUCGGCAGAAACACUAUUGAGCAUUUGGACACUUUUGAAGGCGACUUGCAAAAAUUCCUCGAAACCAGCUCCAAGCAAAUGAAGAACUUGGGCAUUGAUACUUCCCAAAGGCGGUACUUACUAAGAUGGAAGAACAAGUUUGUGAAUGACUUGGAGCCUUUGAGAGAGCACAAGAGAGGCCGUAAGAAGAACGGUGGUGAGAGAAAGGCCAAGUUGGUCAAGGCCAAGAGAGUCGCUUUGAAGAGACUUGAAGAGAAGGAGAAGUGGGCCAGCUCUGAAAAGGCUGCUGAGGAGAAGGGUGAGAGAGAGUUCUGA
Candidozyma haemuli is the source of this 516-nucleotide messenger RNA. Its product is annotated as mitochondrial 37S ribosomal protein mS41. The transcript has a single exon. Gene Ontology annotation, cellular component: mitochondrion. The record is from RefSeq and is a predicted model, not a curated record. NCBI's taxonomy places the organism in Eukaryota, Fungi, Ascomycota, Pichiomycetes, Serinales, Metschnikowiaceae. The coding region runs from base 1 to 516 and encodes 171 amino acids.